Molecule: messenger RNA, 3800 nt
Organism: Cephus cinctus (wheat stem sawfly)
Lineage: Eukaryota; Metazoa; Arthropoda; Insecta; Hymenoptera; Cephidae
Gene: Usp16-45
Product: ubiquitin carboxyl-terminal hydrolase 16
Exons: 14
Coding region: 251-3139 (962 amino acids)
Biological process (GO): protein deubiquitination
Cellular component (GO): nucleus; cytosol
Molecular function (GO): zinc ion binding; cysteine-type deubiquitinase activity; cysteine-type endopeptidase activity
Source: RefSeq, a predicted model, not a curated record
CAGAUAUCCAUUUUUCUGCAGGCCUUGACAGACUGCCAUUGCCAAAGCCAUGAGGUCGCAAUAAUGAAAUUUAUUAUUUUCUUAUUAAACAGACAAUAUCUUUCUUGUUAUCUGUGCGCUAGAUAUCCAAGACGUUUACGUUAUUUUUAACGUGAGCUCGAGAUCUUAAGUGCGUUCCAGCCUAUGUUGGUCAAUAUCCUGUUGGAAUUGUAUUAAAUAGAAAAAAGAGAAGGUUUAAAGUUAAAGCGUCAUGGGGAAGAAGAGGAACAGGCAACCUGAUGCCAACGAGGAGAGCAGCGGGGAAUCGACUGAGUCCUAUGAAGAAAUUACUGGAGAAGGAAUGUCCUGUCCACACGUGACCAAAGCAAUUAAUAUAGCAAGGGUGAGAAAGAUCCUAAGAAAAACUGGCAUUAAUACUGAGUGUUCAGCUUGUAAAAGAAUUGAUGGCAAUUCGGUUAAGCAAGAAGAGGAAUGGUUUGCUCCUCUGAGUGGUCCUCUUUGGAUUUGUAUCCGUUGCGGUAACCAAGCUUGUGGCAGAAAUCAAAGGCAACAUGCGCAGGAGCAUUAUGAGACUCCUCAUAGUGAUAGUCAUUGCUUAGUUGUAGAUACACACGAGUGGAGUGUUUGGUGUUACCAAUGCGAAACAAGAAUUAAUUCUGGUUACAGAAAACAAUUAUUGGAGAUUGUGGAAUUUCUGAAAAAGUUGGCUGCUACUACUUAUGCCUCACAACAGCCCAAAAUGCCAGCAAUUCCAUGCCAAAUGACAGAACCCGAAAUAAAUAAAGAGAAACAACAAAUUCCUAGUGAUCUUCCCAAAGUAGGAGGUUUACUAAAUUUAGGAAAUACCUGCUUCUUCAACGCUGUGCUUCAAUGCCUAGCGCAAACUCCUUUUCUUAUUAAAGUUUUGAACGAUUUACGUCCAGAAGGAGAGUCAUUUGUACUACCUGGAGGAAAGCAUAAAGGAGCUGGUGACUCGGAAAAAGUUGACAUGCCACCAAUGGAAGGAUCCCUGGAAGGCUGGGGAAAUUUUACUUCGAUUCUGUGUAAAACCUUAACCGAGAUGCAAACUUCGAAUGGCCACCAACCUUACAGACCUUCUGAACUGUUAAGUUCAUUCAGAAGAAAAACUUUACAGUGUACCGAUGGAGGUCAGCAUGAUUCUCAUGAAUUGCUCAGAUAUCUCCUGGAACUUGUACGAAAUGAAGACUUAAAACGAUAUCAAAGACAAGUAUUGAAGCAAGUGGGUCUUUGCGGAAAAAUAGACCUACAACGCGUGGAUGUGAGUUUAAAAUCAAGAGUGAAAUAUUAUGGCAAUCAAGCCAGUGCUAGAUUGUUAGGUCCGGAACCUGUAUUUAGAGGAGUUUUGGUGUCUACUUUAGAAUGCUUAGAAUGUCACCACUCAUCUCAGCGUACCGAACCAUUUUUGGAUCUCAGUUUGCCAGUUAUGGCUGACAAGCCUCAACCUCCUAUUCUAAAAAGAAAGAACAGUGGCUUGGAAGAUGCUUUCGAUAUGAUGGACAAUAUCACGUCGAAUGCUCCAUCAAAGCAUCAAUUAAAAAAAGAGAAAAAAAAUGCCAGAAAAUAUAGGAAGAACAGACGAGAACAUGGAAACGCUAACCAUGAGUCCUGUCUAGCCAAUAACAUAGUGAUCUUCAGCCAAAAUAGUAUCAUAGAAGAGAAGCAAGGAAAUAAUCCUGUGACCGAGGAAAGCGAUGCCGAUGUCGAGGACAAUAUCGAAACGGAAGGUAUGCCGCGACCGGAAAUCGGAGAGUCCGGAUAUAGUUCCGAGAAAGUAUCAGCAGUAGCUAGCCCGGUAUCACCAGCUGAUCAUAAACGUUUAAAUCAGUCAAAUGAAUCCGUCAAUUUGAAUUGUUUAUCAGUUGAUAACACUGUGCUACUCAGUCCCACAGACAAUUCAGUGUCCAUAGAACUGAAGAAGGAACUUAAUACGAAUACAUUGAAUACUCCUAGUCCUACCGAUGUAUCAAUGAUGGAAUUGACCCAGGUCAAGUUGACCUCGGAAUCCUUUAGUCCUGGAAAAUUGAGCAUCGCCGUAACCGAGAGUCCAGCGAGUCCUAACAACGAGAACGGGCUACUGCCUGUAUUAUCCUUAUCAAAUUCACUAGCUGUGAAUUCUGAUCUGACAAGUCCUGAAGGGCUCACGAUAAGUCCCUUGAGCAGUCCUAUCACAUCUAAGGAUAGUCCCAUUAGCCCAGUUUCCAGUGCCAUAGAUGGCGAUUAUGCAGAGAAGCUUGACAGGCCGAUAUCCAGGCUAGAACUUAUUGAACCUGAAUUAAAAUGCGACAAGGAAGAGUCCUCCAGAAAAUCAGUCCCGGACUUGGAUACUGAUGAAUUUCAAUCCGCUCAAAGUCGAGAGGACGAUACUCUGACAAACUCUAUAACGAAUUAUCAAAGCCAAAAUGGUAUCAGUGAUAUAACUACGGGAUUGUCAAAAAUUGGACUUGGUAGCGGCAUUUAUCAAUCUCCAACUAGAUAUCACACUAAAGAAGGAGAGUGUUCGAUACAGUCGUGCCUGAACCAAUUUACAGCCCUGGAAUUAAUGAGUGGAAGUAAUAAAGUAAGUUGCGAAGCCUGUACUGCGAGGGAGAAUAAGGGAAAAGAAGAUGCUACAAAGAUCGUUUGCACACCCAGUACUAAGCAAUAUCUGAUCUUAAGAGCACCAGCCGUCCUGAUUCUCCACCUGAAAAGAUUUCAAGCUCAACGAGUUGGUUUUCGUAAAGUCACCAAGACCGUAUCCUUCCCAACUGUAUUGGAUUUAUCACCAGUUUGCAAGGAUCACAAAAAGCCAAGACUCUAUUCCCUCUAUGGUAUCGUAGAGCACAGUGGUACUUUGCAUGGUGGACACUACGUAGCCUAUGUUAAGGCAAGACAGCCGCUGAGUCCUGAUGAUCCAAGAUGGUCAUUCCUGCCAUCGAAGGAUGCCAAAGAGUGCGAAGGAAGUUCCAGUAGCGCCAGUUCUGAUUCAGAAGGUGAAGAAGCAUCGGCAAGAGCUCAACCAACAGCAGAGCCACCGCCAGGUCGAUGGUACUACGUUUCUGACUCCAGAGUGAUGGAGGUCGAUGAAUCAACUGUACUGCAGAGUCAGGCGUACCUUUUGUUCUACGAAAGAAUUUUGUGAGCUGCUUGACGAAUCCUAUAACUACCUAAGGCUGGUUCACAAUUGGCAUUGUAAUCGUGUCAUGGAAAUAACAUAACCCUAGAAACUCUUCAGAACAAUUAAUAUUUCCGGCAAUCAGUUUAGGACAAUUUUCGCAAAGGUUGCAGUACGGAUUCGAGCUACUAGGAACAUGCGUUCAUCAUAUGAUUGAGAGCGACUACAAAUCAAUGAUCUAUGAUUACUUUUAACAUAAAUUAAUCUUAAAAGCGAAGUGAAGCUGCAUCGAGCGAUCAUGGAUUUUUUGCAUAAUGAUAAAUUGUAUAAGUGAAAAGAAAAAGGGGAUGUCAGUAAUUAAUUAUCUGUAAGCCACUGACGUUAUUCCUUGCAAUUAAUCGGAAGUGCAUUUGUUUUCCUAAUGGAUCGAAAAGACGUUUUUCUCACUUUCUCUUUAGUUAGUAAACAUACUCGAUUAAUAUAGCCAAAUCAGCUAUCAUUAGUUAGCAAUCUUUAGAACAAUUCAGUUUGUAGUUUUUAAUUUCUACCUGUCGUAUGGAAGAUCGGCCUGGACCGCCGUUACACUCUGCCAUAAGAGUCGCGAAUGUGCAUCACUUUUAUUCUAAGUUUUAUUUACGUCUUAUUCCUGAAUGUUUUAUCUUGAAAAUAAAAUCGAAACACUCGAGAA